AUGCAGCUACUAUCAUUUGUCACAGCUGUUGCCUGCGUCAAGCGACAGCGACUAGCGGCUGUUGCAGCGACGAGUUUAAUAAAUCGAUACAACGAUAAAUACCCCGCGACGAUAACGAUGAUGAUGAUGGUGAUGACACGACCUAAUACGCUGAGGAGUGCAAUCUGUACUGAUGCCAGCCGUCGUACGGUACAUUCAUCAUGUCGCUGCAUGUCGUCUAUCUUGUUUGCGAGUAUAACACAGCAUUUUCUUUGA
Cercopithifilaria johnstoni is the source of this 255-nucleotide messenger RNA. NCBI's taxonomy places the organism in Eukaryota, Metazoa, Nematoda, Chromadorea, Rhabditida, Onchocercidae. The record is from the annotation of a GenBank genome assembly.